AACUUACAUGGAUCCAAAAAUUCAAGAAAUUGCCAUACAUCUUAUUCCUAUUUGAUGUUAAUGUUACAAAAUGUUUGGAAUACCAAAUUUAUUGAAGAUGAAAAGAAAAUAAAUGAGUGUAUAAUUGGAGAAUUACCUACAUUGAUACGUGGUGUUUUAAAACCUAUUGUGAUGUUACUUACUGAAACCCCUGUUUCUACUAAUCAAUACGCGAAAGUCACCUUUAGAUUUUAUGAUUUUAAUGAAAGUAAAAAUUAUCCAAAACAACAACUUAAAAAUAUUAUUAACUUAGCUUAUAAAACAAAUGAUACAGAAAUAAAUAAUAUAUUAAAAAAUGUAAGUAAAGUAGUUGAGUUAUUACCCGAAGCAUUUCUUAAAUGA
Diversispora eburnea is the source of this 381-nucleotide messenger RNA. The record is from the annotation of a GenBank genome assembly. Lineage: Eukaryota; Fungi; Glomeromycota; Glomeromycetes; Diversisporales; Diversisporaceae.